AUGGCAGGUCUGCUUAGUUUAGUGGAAAGUCUUUUUGCCUCUUCAGUAUAUUCACUGCCUCGGUACCCUGCACAUUGGGCCCUGCCGUCUCAGACGUCGGACGGUAUGGCGACCGGUGACAGGCAAUCAAAUCUCAGGCUGCCCAGGACGGCUUUGGUUCUGGAACCAGGCGACACUCCAAGGCGUCUCCAAGGCGCACGAUUCAUCAUGGAGACUGUCUCAGACUGUGUACUUACAACGCGAGAACAGAGUCCACAGACGCUGACCUGCAUGCCCUUCUCGGAGCUGCAGAGCGUAUCAAAUUUCACCUGA
Messenger RNA from Necator americanus (New World hookworm), 312 nucleotides. RefSeq lists its product as uncharacterized. The coding region runs from base 1 to 312 and encodes 103 amino acids. The record is from RefSeq and is a predicted model, not a curated record. NCBI's taxonomy places the organism in Eukaryota, Metazoa, Nematoda, Chromadorea, Rhabditida, Ancylostomatidae. The transcript has a single exon.